Messenger RNA from Limulus polyphemus (Atlantic horseshoe crab), 2224 nucleotides. Its product is annotated as protein turtle homolog A-like. Bases 50 to 997 code for a protein of 315 amino acids. Gene Ontology annotation, molecular function: protein binding. Gene Ontology annotation, biological process: cell-cell adhesion. NCBI's taxonomy places the organism in Eukaryota, Metazoa, Arthropoda, Merostomata, Xiphosura, Limulidae. The transcript has 7 exons. The record is from RefSeq and is a predicted model, not a curated record.
UUAGAGUUAAAAAGAGAGCGUUGUGUCAGUCGUGAAUGAUGGAGAAGAGAUGAGUGUAUUUAAUUUUACACCAUUUCUCAGCUUUUCUUUAUGGUUUUCUUAUUUGUCAUUUGUUAACUCCAAAGCAUCUAUAAAAAUUCUCCAGCCAUUACCACCAAUAACAGAAGGAGACAUUGGUUCCAGAUUAACCUUGCAGUGUAACAUCAGUGGUCAUCCAAUCCCUCAGUUUUUCUGGUACAAAGAUGGUCACCAGCUAACCAAGGAUCUGAGCUUGCAAGUUAAAGGCCAUGGUGGAAGCCUGUAUUCUUCAGGCCUACAUCGUGGUGAUGAAGGAAGCUACACAUGUGUGGCAGACAACAGUUAUGAGUUUCAGAAGCUGACCACAAAACUUAUUGUGAAAACUUGCCCAGGCCAGCUAGUGAAUGUUACAGUGAUUCCCUCUACAGUAGUAGCUACAGUUCGUUGGUAUGUUGGUGAUGAUGGCGGUUAUCCAAUCUCACACUUCACAUUAGUCUAUUUUCCAUUAUUCCACCAAGCUAAUGAUACCAAGCACUUCCUUGUGCCAGUAAAAAUCAGUCCAACAGUUAGGGAGUUUCUAGUCUAUCAUCUGAAACCAGAUACACAUUACGUGUUUCGAAUAUGGGCAUCAAACAAACUGGGACAAGGGAAACCCAUAACUGUUAAAGUCAAAACUGCAAAGCCUCUUGAUUUGCCAGAAGUAGUACAGCAUAGAAUUGCUCAUGAGGAUUACUUCAGCUCCACCUUGUGGAUGGUUGCUGCUUCAAUGGUAGCUGCAACUGUUCUUUUUGUGUCUUGCUUGAGCUGUGUUUUGAUCUACAGGGAUGGAAGGCAUAUUUAUGAUGAAAUUGAACUUCAAGCAGUGCCAAAUCUUAUUCCAAACCGUGGUUUUGACAUUGAUCUAGAAGAAUCUCGUUUAUUAAGAGAAGCAGACCAAAAUGCUUUCAAGUAUGUUAAUUUGAUCCUUUUGUGUUUGUAAUGAAGCAGAGAAAGCUUUUGCCAGUAUCAUGAGAUUGGUGAUGUCAACCUAAAGGAACUUAGAAACAAAUAAAGGUGUGUAAUGAUAUGAUAUAGGAUUUAUUUUUUUCCCCCGAGGGAAAAUACAAAGGAAUUAUUCUGAGCUCCUUUUCUUGCUCUACAGAAUUGUAACUUGUAUAAAAUGUUAAACUACAAAGAAAUUCACCCACAAAAAUAUAGAAAUAUAAAAGUAAACCAUAGUAUUCCCAGACUUUAUCAUUUCCUUCCUUAUUUUAUACCUAUUUUUUUUUACUAAGUUGCUGGGAGGUUUGAAUGAGGUGUUUUGUAACACAAUUUUUAACUUUUGAAUAUUUUUUUUAGCUGUAUACACAACAAUGGUUUGUUUAAAGUUUUCCCAUCUUAGUUUACACGAGAAGUACAUUGAUUUUGAAUACAAGAUUUUAGGGACAACACAUAGCUAAAAGCUUUUAGGACUGCAGUUUUUUUUAAAUGUUGAUGUUAAAUAAGAAAGGCAUAGGAAAACAAAAACGACACUGGUGAGAUAUUAAUUUAUUUGUAUUAUGUACUUAAUAGGCAUUUACAGCAUCACUAAAAUCUGAAAGUACAAUAACUUACUAGCAGUGCCUGAAGAGACAUGAUUGGCUUAAAUUGAAUUUAUUAAUUAUGAUGAAUUUUAUAUUUGGAACUUUGAGGAUAGCUCAUCUUGUUUAUUUUUGUUUAAGUCCGGUAUGUCAGAAGAGUAUAUUAAAGUAACUUUGUAUUUUACUGGGUUAACUUGUACUUCUGUCUAGGUAACUUAAUUUUAUCAGAAGUUAAUGACAGAUUUUUUUUUUUCAUCUUUUUAAAUUUUCUUUUUCAACCUUAAAUGAUUAUCAAAGUACCAAAAAUUGUGCUGUUAGAUAAAAACCAAGUAGUCCUUAAGAAAGUGUUGUAACUUGGAAUGUCAUAAAUUUAACUUUAUGUCCUAAAAUCAUGGCAUUUAAAUUAAGCCAUUUCAGUUUGUAUUUAGUAAUGUUUUUCAGUUUGGAGUUUAUUCUCUUUUUACCAUGACAAGGAUUUUGAAAUUAUUUAUGGUGUUAAUGUUAGUGUUGUUAUGCUCAUGAUCUCAUAUUGUAUCUAAGUCCUAAUGAAGCUAUUUCUGUACCAUUUUAUGUAAAAUAGUCAACAUCAUGUAAUUAUGUUGGUAAUUUACUAGUGAAAAAUAAAGAUAGAUAUUGGUUUAAUUAGA